AUGACAGAGGGAUCGAAUCGGAAUAACUUGUCGCGCAUUGAUACCGACUUGAACUUCACUUUCAAUGUGUAUAAAGAUCCUUGGGAACCCACUGUGUCACCCAACCAGGAGCACUUUAAAGAACCAGCAUCUCCUGGUGGAAUUCCCGUCUCACCAAUAAGUCGAACGUCAUUCUCUUAUGCUGUCAAGUCUGGCCCCGAUAAUCUUUCUGGUACCAACAAUCGGGCGUUAAAUGAAUCUCGAAAGCUACUCUCACACGUUCUCAUACAACUUGCCAACCGGACCAAACCAGAAUCUAUUGUCGACACCCUCACCAAUGCUGUUAACGAUCCUACGGAAAGAGGGUUUGGAGCAUUAGCAGAGUCGCUGAAGGAGGCCGUAAAACUAGGUUCCAAACAGGAAAACCGGUCGCACAAACGCUCCGGAAAUGUUGUAGAUGAUUCGGAUAGCGAAAAUGAUUCUACCUUUACGACCGACAAUACCAUUGAGCUAAUGAUGCAACUCAAGGAUGUCCUCACAAUGUCGCUUUCCCAAGGAUGGCAAAUAUUUGACGACAGCCUUGACGAUCAAGCAUUGCGCGGCGAAGAAGCGCGAGACUCCAGGCUUUCCUCACCAUUUAGAAGAUCCAGAAGAAUUUCAAAAUCGCCAGGAAGACGUUCACAAUCAUCUUCCCCACAGAGAGGGCAGAUACAGGUUCCUGAAUUGCUCUCCCUAUGCGUUUCGAUUCUACAUUCUGUCAUCUCUGAAGAUUGCCGCUAUCGUGUCGCGUCACCGCGCCCAUCCAGACCCCCAAAUACACUCCAAAUUCUGACGUUGAAUGUCGCACAAUUUUUAAUAUAUAGCCACCGCCACAACCCACGAGUGAUAUCGCAAAUUGCUUUCGCAAUAAUACCGGCCUUCUUCACUUUCCCGUCGCAAAUGCACCCCAGGCUACUCCUUUUCUUUGAAUCAAAUGUUAUUAGGACAAUAUUGCAACAUCUCCAGCAGUUACAAGGUUUAUCAUCAUUAGAUGAGCAAAACGCUGUUCACCGACAGAAUGGGUUCAACGGAGAAAAUGACGAAGAUGAUCCUGUGGUUUCGAUCCAGAUAGAAGAAGCCCCUACGGAUGGCUCACCAUCCACUCUAGGAUCAACAUUCACCUCGGUGCCUCAACCGUCCAAAGAGGUUCAAUCUACCAACAACCCACGGCAGCCCGCCGCCAUAUAUCAUCUAGCGUUCCUGCUCCCUCCUUUGAUCGGCGCCAUUUUUGACAAUUUAGAUACCCUUGGGGAAGGAAGCAAAAUCAACGGGGAAAUAUCUACUCGAGUUGAUGGGCUUCUCAGGCUGAUUGCCAACUCCAAACUCGAUACUUACAAUGAUCUGCUUGAAAUUAUUGCAUAUCGUGGUGCAAAAGCGCGACGUAUGGCUGUAGCGUUUCUUGCAAGGUUGUGGCCAAGUUCUGUGGGUCAUGCAAUCAUUAGCAGCCCAUUUUGUGUGUUUGAUGAUGCACACAGCUCUUACAGCCAUCAUUUUGUUCCGUGGCACUUUGGCAGGCUUAAAAGACGCACACGGAUUGCUGGUACCCUACACGAAGACUGUCGAUCUUGCUUAAAACCUAUCUCUGAAUUUGCCUUGCUCUGCCCUCUGUGUAUGACGGCGGUCCAUUUCGAUUGCUACGAUUAUCCUGAAGGCAACUACGAUGUUCAAUACUUUACCACAGACGAUGCCCCUGUACGUGUUGCGAUGUUUAAAUUCUCGGACCUUCCACCCAAUCCCAGUGUCGCCACUUACACAUAUAAUCCCUGUAAUCACAAACUCAAGCCGGCGACUUGGUUUACACUAUGUCUAUGUUUUGUUUGUUGGACGCCUUUGUGGGGCUGCUUUGCCCAAGGCCUUAAAUGUGAAUCAUGCCAAAUAUCUAUUCACAAGGAUUGUGUAGCAUCUCUCGACCCAUCCAGGAAGUGCGGGUUUUAUAACUUAUCUUCCAAGGAGAUUACCAUAAACUGGGCGACAUUUCGCAGUUCUUGUUUAGUUCAUUUCCCAAUUUUGCAACUUACGAAUGACCAACUCAAUAAUCAUAGCUACGAAGAGAUCAUCAUCUUUUAUAGCGUUCUGCAAAUUCAAAUGCAAAUCAUCGUCAACGGAAUUGAAUUGGGAUCCGUUGUCAUUGCCGAGGGAAAGCAGAACACAAAGCAAGGCUCUCCUCAACUCAAGACCUUUGAACUCCAUCAUGCCAUUGAACGUUGCCAAGUUCUUUUGGACUCCGGGCAGCUUCAAUAUUCUCCUCUGACCCAGCAAUUUGUUCAGGAUAACGAAGAGGCGAAGUUUAAACCUUCAAUUAUGUUUGACUGGUCCUACCUGGAAUACAUUACCGCGACCAUCAAAACUUCAUUUCCGCAGAGUCGCAAUACUCAAACAACGUCCAACCUUCUUAAUGUGGAUCAGUUUACCAACAUUGUCGAUGAAGACGCUGAAUCCAUUGCGUAUCCUUUCGAAUCGACCAGUUUGAUGCACAUGAAGCAUAUUUUAGCUGUUGAUUUCACAAUACGCUCUGAUUUUGCCACGCAACUCAUCCUCAAUCAGCUUCACCAUUUGUCCUUCUUCGAACGGGUUGACAGAAGUCCAUUUCCUUUCGAAAGUAUUUCCGACCAGAAAGAUGCUCAGUGUAUGUUCCCGCUUCCCCUUGGACUCGAUCUUUCCAUGAACGUGGAAACGUUGGUAUCAUCCGUUGAAGCUUCGCUGAGUGAUCUCGAUCUUUCUACCAAUGAAUUUGGCUUUCUGUUGCUUACAAGGAGAUUCUGGCCUAAUGGCCUGGCUUCAGAGUAUGGUCUCAAGAGGCUUGCUACAAGGGUUAUUCAGUGGAUAUUGGACGAGGAUGAUAACCUAGCCGUCAUACUUCGAGAGUUUGUUGCAAAACAAAAACCGCUUCCAGGGGUUCGUUACGAACGUUACGGACAGCCCUGGCCAAUGCCGUCAGAAUUGCGUCCUGGCCUUAAUAGUAUGGCCACCAAUGGCGGUGACUAUGUAGCCACACGACGCUCCUUAAUUUCUAGAUUUGCAUUACCAUGGCUCUUUGAGCUGAGAGCACUACAUCCUGAUUUUUAUUGCCAGACUGUUUUUGACACCUGUCAGCAAUCUGUGGACAGUCGAAAUUCUUUCGAAAUCGACACACUGCUAGAGACAGGCAAUCCCAAAAAUCUUGUGAAAAGAUGCGAUGACCUCCUUCGUGCAAUUGUCAAAUUGUGCCAGUGUUCAAUCAUUUUCGACGCUUUUGAUGAUAUAUAUACUCGCUGGAUAAAUUUGGUCAUUGAAUUAAAUCAAGCUGAUAAGCCAAUGAUGUCUCUAAUCAAACUAUGGGGAAAUGACGCGGACACCAUUCAGCGCAGCACCGUCAUUGUAGAUCCUACUUCCGAUCCUUCACUUGCUUUAUACGUCGAUCCUCUGAGAACGAUUUCUAACUUGGCGCGGGAAUCUCCUUCGGGCCUUUCAAAAUCCUUGACCUACCUCUCGAGCGUUAUAAAAUGCGGGAUCAGCAUUCCAAUAACGUCUUUCAAGCUAUUUUUGAAGUUGACAAUUUCCGACAAAGAUAAUUGCUUACAAAACGCGAACCUUCUAUCGAAAGCUAUCCUUCUUACCCUUUGGCUUAGGUCAUCUGGACGUCAGGAUUUGCGAGGCGUCAUUUCAUCCCUUCAGUCUCAUUUGGCGCCCAAAAUAUUGGAAUCUCUGCGUUCUGGGGUAAAUUCCAACAUAUCUGUUUCUGUCAUUCGACGCUCCCUUGCAGCUUGCUUACGACUCUAUGGAUGCGAACGAUCCUCUAUCAUAGCUGCCGGAAUGGUACUUCCAGAGGAGCUUGAAGAUUUACCCUCCAGGAGGAAGCUCAACGUCCGGGGCUCCACAAUUGUUGACCCCGUAUUUAUUGAACGCGAAGUUCUCAACGCUUUGCACCUCUAUCUCCAAAGCAAUUCCAGUCUUGUUACGAGUUUCGUGGCAAAAUUUUUGAACUUAUUCAUUAUGUCGGAUCCGCCGUUGUUAGAAAGCUUUGAAAUUGAUAACUUCAUACUGCAGAACGGAAAACUUUUAUCAUUCUGUGCAUGGAAUGUAUACGACAUUCAAAAUGAGGAUUUAGCUAUUGUCCGCACGAACCUCUUGUUACGAAGCCUUCUAAUAGACCCAGAGCACUUCCAAGAAACCAUACGUACUUGGAUGGAUCCCUCCAUAUGUACUGUCCAACAAAGACUUUCUGGUGUCAACCGCCUAUUUCGCAUGAUUUCUGAUGUCACCAGUCCAGCUUUCAAUGUCGAUGGACGGCAAUGGCGUUCUAGUGUAAUCGAAAUUUUCUAUGCCUUUUUUACUGCUUUGUGGGCAGAUCCCAAUGAAGAAAUUAGGAUCGCUGUCAGAACUUUCUCUUCAGUUCUUCUCCCCGUCCACUUCGAAAUCAUUUCACAGUGCUGGAGUGAAUCAUUAGUAAAAGCCCCCAUAACCGACAGAGUUCGCCUUGUCGGAUUUCUCAUUCAACUCCGUCCUCACUUCCCAGCAUGGAAAGUUUUGGGUUGGGAGCAGAUCAUGGAAACUCUGAUGGAAUAUGAUUAUGACCUAAACGGCGCAGACGUACCAUUUUCUUCUCCCAGAGAUUUGGCGGUCGAUGAAAAGGCGAGGGAGUUCUACAACUUAUCGAGUAUAGAUCCCGACUUAUCCCAUCUCCGAAUGCUGGCUGACGGUGUUGAAAUCGACAAAAUCUCUGUUAUGAAGCUCAAGGUUCAGUUUGUCAAAAUCGCAGGCUUCAGUCGCGUCAUCAUGGUCCCCACGCUAAGCGGUCAAUCCUUUCACUUGCAAUUCGACGAUAUUUCAGACAUGCCUGAAUCUGCGUAUCCCUGUGUUGAAGAGUUGCUCCGAGUCAUCGAUGCUCCACAAUCUGCCAAAUUACCUUAUGCUGCGAUAGGGAUUUCUAACGGUCCUGAUGAUAAGACAAUCAACGCUUUAAUUGGAUCUGUUUUCCUGGACGCGAGUCUUUGCAUACUUGGAAAGCUGCGGGAGUUAUCGUCGCUUCCUGUCCUGACACUUAAAUGUGCUCUUGAAACUCUGUAUAUUGCCAUCCAAAAAUAUGAUUUUGAAGAUCGGUUAUUUCGACAUUUACAACCUCUGUUACGGGGUGCCGUCUUGCGGACAAUCGAAUUACUGUCAAAAGACAUAAGCUACGAGCUUCGGCAACUGUCACUUUCUAUCGCACAAGCUUCUAUAAAGAAGUGGCACACAUUCUUAGGAGCCACCGUCGCGACUAUCCUUGAACUUGUGGCAUCCGAAAUUGCAUCGCAGAUACAGAACAGUCAAGAUGCGCUUGUCGUUCAGGGCAAAUUUCUCAUUGGAACUACUCUUCAAACGUUUUGUCAAAAUGGCCUACUUAUUGGUCUGAUGAGGCGACCCCUAGAACCACAUUUUUUUACCGUUUUGGCCGAAAUUUUCAAAGGACAAGGAAAGGACGGAGGUUCGGUAUCUCAUUUCAUUUGCGACCCCCUACUUCGCGACACCCUUAGCCGGGCAGUCGAAUGUGAUCCUUCGGUAUUCUUAACGAUACUUCAGAGCAUCGCUAAUUUCGUUGAGAUUGUAUAUCACGAAGGCUAUAGCUCGGAUCUUCUUAUAUUUACCGGUCAACACCUGACACACCUAGUCCGUAGAUUGUCAGACGGAACAAUCGAAGGGGCUGAUCCCGCACCCAUUCUUUCAAUGUCGGCGACUCUCCUACGAAGUAACAAGAAACAUUCAAAGGAUUUAUUGCCCUACAUCGAGACUGUGGUUAGAGCAGUAUCAAACAGGUUACAUGUCAAGGUGUCUAGCUUAACUAUUCUAAUUCAAGCUGCUAUUUUAAGUCGACCAAAAAAUACGGAAAAUAAUGGAACACUUGACAUUGUCGCCCUUCUUUUCGAGAUUCUCUUGGAUGGUUUCCGGAUGAAGACUAAAAUACUUCCUCUCACAAUAAAGUCUUUGAUUGAGUGUUUGACUACGUCAGAAGAUGCUAAUACAUUACCUCCAUCGUCAACUCAUAGUCUUCUUUUCCGUAAUCUUGCCGAUGAUGCAUUUUUAUUUCUCCAGAACUCGGCAUGGCACGACGAAAGCAUCGAUCCGGAUUUCCAGGCUGCGGUGGCAACUGGAAGGCUACUGUUAUCUAUCGGGAAUCAAGACCCGUCGAUUCUACACCGUUUCAUUGACCAACAAUCAGACAAAUACCUUCGAUUGCCCCUAAGCAUUCGAACAUGGAAUGUACUUCUCCUCGCAAUAUUACAGGAGAAUAACGACGAUUGGACAAGCAUGAUUUUUGGUUACUUUUCUGCUUUCAGCAAUACGUACUCCAUGGUUUUGAGAACCUAUGUCACAUCUGGAAUUUCAUCUGCUGCCGCUGCAACAACAGAUGUCAACCAAGUUCAUAUAUCGAUGAAGCUCUGGCUCAAGAUCGCAGAUUCUGUCUCUAAAUUUGUUCAAGGCGGUGAGACAGUCGUCUACGCUGUUUGGAACGAGCUUUGGCCAGGAUUUGAAGGAUUUUUGGGUGUAUUGGAGACAGAAGCACAAGUUGGGCUUUAUCCUACUUUAACAUCACUGGCAUGUACAUCUGUGGCAGAAUUAUUGCUAUAUGUACAUGCCUUGAAAUCAUCCCUUGCUCUGGACACGGCUUCGCAUACUAUCAUUCUAAAUCGCCUUCGAUCAUUAGCACGAGGAGAUUCCCUUUUGUCUGGAAGAAUUGCUCGAGCUGUCAAAACUAUGUCCGAGCCGCCCACGGAAACUCUACGCAGCAACAUUCUUUUCGAGCAGAUAGGAAAGGAACUUAUAGCUGCUGAAAAAAUACGGAUUAUGGAAAGCAAGAGAGAUUAUGGUAGAAUGCCAGGUGAAAGAUCGCGGAAGGAGGGAAGAGCGUUGGCCACCUAA
Messenger RNA from Psilocybe cubensis, 6894 nucleotides. RefSeq names its product Putative protein kinase C delta type-like protein. Lineage: Eukaryota; Fungi; Basidiomycota; Agaricomycetes; Agaricales; Agrocybaceae. The transcript has 23 exons. The record is from RefSeq and is a predicted model, not a curated record. Bases 1 to 6894 code for a protein of 2297 amino acids.